This is a messenger RNA of Lineus longissimus, 840 nucleotides long. RefSeq lists its product as uncharacterized. The transcript has 8 exons. Bases 83 to 724 code for a protein of 213 amino acids. Lineage: Eukaryota; Metazoa; Nemertea; Pilidiophora; Heteronemertea; Lineidae. The record is from RefSeq and is a predicted model, not a curated record.
UUCCCUUGAUUCGUCACAUUCGCUCAAACGUCGAGGUCAGGACAGUUGGAGGAAUCAUCCUUGCACAGACGGUAUCAGAACCAUGAAGUUGUUUAUCGCACUCGUUGUUCUGGUCGGAGCAGUUUAUGCAGACUAUGAUUUCGCCCCCAGCGAAGGUUGCAUGAAACUAAAACUUCACCAGCAUUCUCAUAGUGCGGGUGCCAUCAAGAAUGCGAACGGUGGAGAUAAGAAAUUCACUGAUGUCCAAUGCCGUGAUGCGUGCCGUGAUGAGCCAGAUUGCAAGGCCGUCGACUACCGUGGAUACGACAGCCUUUGCUUCAUGCACAAGUCCGAGACGACACUGAUUCCGGCCACCGCGGACUCAACUGGUUCGCCGUCCGGUUAUCGGACCGUAUCCCAAUACAGGAAGGAGGGAACCUGUGAAGCGAAUCCUGACGAGGAUUGUAUGAUCCAUUACCCUGGCAAGCACGCCCACGGUGCGUAUCCAAUUAAAGGCGCUGAUGGCAAAGAACGAGGUUGGACCGCAGAUAGCUGCAGCGACUACUGCGCCGGAGCGGCCGACUGCAAGGCUGUCGACUACGUUGGAGCUGACACAACCUGUCACCUCCACACGAGUUAUCAGCCACUUAUAGAUGUGACAGAGGCUAGCACAGGACAAGUUCAGUACAAUACGGUAUCAGAAUACAGGAAGAGGGAAGGCGUCAGUGUCUGUCCAGGCUAUUAAAAGAACAUCGUGCCAUAACAUUCCUACUGGAAUUUGGACAACAAGAACGCCAGAGAAAUACUUCGAAUUCCCAGUCCAAUGUUUAUCUUAGAAUAAACUUAUUUUAAGCCUAGAAA